Molecule: messenger RNA, 2524 nt
Organism: Phoenix dactylifera (date palm)
Lineage: Eukaryota; Viridiplantae; Streptophyta; Magnoliopsida; Arecales; Arecaceae
Source: RefSeq, a predicted model, not a curated record
GAUGGCUCUGCUUUGAGUCCUAUUUUUCAUUUUAGAGCUUCCCGGCAUGUGAUAUUCUUCUUUGAUUUUAUUUUUAUUGUUCCUCGUAAUUGCUGGGAAUAUAAGGGCAGAAGAAAGAUAAAAUUCUGAAUGGAAAUAAUUUGUCUGGUAAAGCGAGUUACUCUUAUCUUUAGUCUUUUAUUAAUUAAAUUUUUAAACCUUCGGUUCUAGUUCUUGGACUCGUUGAUGCUUGUUUUGGAAGGAACUCUAUAAAUAAUGUUAUUUUAAAAUAAAAGUGCACUAUUUAAUUAAAAGAAGUGCACUCCAAUUAGGAGAACCGAAAGAAGACAGCUGGUCAAGAGCAAGCGUAUUUAUAAGAUGAGGAUUGCAACCACCAUCAACGCGGUCUCACGUUUUUUUUUUUUUUUUUUUGUCAUAUGCAUCGUCUUCGAAUUAUAAUGCCAUUCCGCUCAUUUUUUUUCCCGGCCUUUUGGCUAAGAUCGAGAGUAUUUCUCUUAUGAAAUCUUCUCUAGCUUGGCUAAGAAAAUGCAGCUUAAGCCAUUCCAACGCUCAAUGAUUGAUUAGAAAUGUAUUGACAUCAACGUAUCUUAGGCGGUGAGCCAGGGAGCACGAGCCACAUGAUCAAUCAGGCGCAUUGCCCGUGCCGACCUGAAGCGUGUGGCCGGCACCCUCUAAUCAUCUUAAGAUGAGCUUUGAUGCUAGCGUGACGUUGAAGGGAAGAUCCGGAGGGGUUGGAUUUGUCAUCAGAGAUCACCUUGGGCGUCUAGUUGCUGCAGGUGGCCGGUGCACGCCAGGGCUCAGAGUAGUGGGGGGUGCAGAUAGGUAUGGUGAUGGUCAUCCUCUUAUUUGUGAAACCCGCAGGCUAGUUUUGAAGAUGGACGAUUUUGAGGCAGUACAUGUAUUCCGAGAGGCGAAUAUAGCAGCAGACUGGAUCAUCUCUUAUGUUGCACAGCAUUCAAGGAAGAUCUGCUGGACUUCCACCGUAGAGCUCCCGCUCCCACUGUAUUUUUUUCUUUCUUCGGAUCUGGCAGGAUGUACUCACUUUAGAGCUACAUGUAAUUACCGUUAAAAAAAAAAAAAAAAGCGCGGCCGGCGGCGAUGCAUAUGAACCGCCCUCCUCACCCGCCGGCGCCGCAUCCCUGAUAUGAUUCUGAUCUGGCAGCGCGCAGGAGAAAGAAGCCAAGCUCGGCCGCCGCGAAGGAAGAAAACCUGGGGCAAAACCAAAGCCAAAUAGAAAGCGAGAGAGGAGCGGAGAGCGAGUGGGGUGGGUGGGGAUUGGAGGGGGGCUAAUGGAGACCGCGAGGGAGGCUCGUCGAAGGAAGAUAAUGGAGCGCGGAUCCGAACGCCUCGCCUUCAUCACCGGCCAAUCCCGAUCCCUUACCCCGUCUUCCUCCUUCAGUUCUUCUCGUCCUCCCACGCUCCAACAACAGCAAGGAGAGGAGGAGAAUCCACGAUUCACCACCGCCGAUGUUCUCUGUCAUGAUGAUGCAACUGGCAUGGAGGCACAACACAAGCAUCGACCAAUCGAUCAGACCUUCAGUACUGCAGUGGAGGAUGAUGAAACAGAACUGCUUCCCAAACGCAAUCAAACAGAGAACUCUGCAUGUGUGAGACAAGCAGCGAAUUCGCAAGAUGCAAGAUGGGCAAAAGGUUUCAAAAAGGCAAAUUCUCUUUCUCGCUUCGGGUUGAAGAAGAGUCAGGUGGCUUCAGUCCUUCAUUGGAAAAUGCUAUACUUUCGUUAUGUCGCUAUAGCCCUUUUGGUAGUUAUGUCGACCCAUGGCCAUUCCAUGGGUGGCAAAAUCUUGGGAAGCAUGCUGAACCUUAGGCCACCAUCUCUAGUGUUGCUAACUGACGCAGCAUUCAUCAUCGGGCAGCUAUUACUAAAUCGAAAAAGUCACAUUAAAGAUGGGGAAGAAGCAAGGGGGACAAGGCAAGAGGAAUUUGGUUUUGCUGAUAACAUAGGUAAUGCACUGGCGAUUGGCCUUGUUUUCCAGAAAGCCUUGAAUGCUGCCUUCAUGGAUUGCAGCAUUUGUGCAGUUAUCAUGAUCUCCGGCUAUUUUGUUUAAGGCCUUCCUAUUGAACUAUAGGCAUAAGGCAGUACUAUUUGUACCAUAUUGAAUCGAUGUACCACAUAUGAUAUUUUGAAGGGACUGAUGCAUUGGCAUAAAAUUGAACAUAGAUGUUGCUGGCUUUGUUAUCUUUCUUCCAAAGUCUUGCAUUGAAGCAUCGCAUUGAAUUGAAAUGGUAAAAUAGAAACUUACAGGCAGGAGAGAUGCGAAUGACUUGACAGUUGAGACAAGCUAAGUAGAUGUUUAUGUUUCAGAUAUCAUACUGGCCUAUUUCGUUGAGCUAGUAAUGUUGCCGGGCUAUCUUAUACUGAAUGGUUCCAAUGACUCUUUAACAGUGAGAAUGUUAAUUGGGAGGAUUUUAACUCUUGGGUGCAACUAAAUAUAGCCUAGCACUGACCAGCCACCAGAGUAUUUUUUUCAUAAAAUUAUGGAUCAAUUUGGUUUUUGGCUGAUUC